AGGUAAUAAUAAAAUAAAUGACCAGUAUUUGUCUAAUAAAAUAAUACGUAUAAGUAAAUAGCUCCUUAUUCUUUACAUAUCGCGAAAACAUAUUGGACAAAUCCAUCUAAUCUAAUCUUUCAAGUAGGCAUACUUGACCUACGUCAUCAUAAAUAUUAAUCAAAUAUAGUUAGUAUAAGAUAAAUGCAACUAGUAAAUAAAUGACGGUGACAUUAACGCACCUCUUUACCGAUAAAUAAAAGCUAUUUUCAAAAAAUUAAAGCUCUACCUAAGUUUAUUUGCAAAAUUAUUCGUAACUUAAAAAGUGACAUGCUCACAGCGUUUAUUACAUUAAACUUUUUUAAUGUUAAAAAUCAUACGAGUAAUUAUUACAUAAUGCUCGUUUUUAGGGAAGACUGCUGGAUGUCCAUUACAAAACGUUUUAAAUGUGAAUGAAUUACGAAUAAAUGGUACAAAUAUGCAGUACUUUCGCACAGUUAGUGAUUGCUUUACCUAUGGAUUAACAUCGGUAUUUAGAAUAACGGCAACUCCGAAGGGUUCCCAUAAUUAGCACUUAUGUACUGCGUGCUUAAUUUGUGAAGCUCGUGUUUUGUGUUGUGGGACUGAUCAAUUUGCUAAUUGAAUUUUCAUUAUCUCGUUUUAAUUGCCGUUCAGUAGGUGACCACGUAGGAGCUUUGUGUUUAAAAGUGCUUUGGGUUACUAGUGGAGUCGUCUACUAAUGCGUUUAUCUGAAUUAAUUAUUUCUAACUUGUAGGUAAUAUAAACAAUUUAUUUUAAACGUAAGUAUUUCUAACAUGGUAGCUUAUGAAAAAUAUGUAAAAGUUAGGAAAAACGUAACCCUUUAUUCUAUUUCCAACUGCUCAGCAGGCAGGAGUAAAAUUCUGGGGGAGAACAGUUACGUUAUCUGUUGCUUAUUUAUUUAUCUUUACUUAUUUAUUGUAAUAUUGGUUGGUGAUUUAGGAAUAACACUGAAAUACGUAAAGGUUCAUUAAGGUAACUCUACAAUAAAGACAUAUGGGUACCUACACAUAGUUACAAAUAUCUUACACAAAUAUGGAACACUUUCCACCGGCCCCAGCAGCGAGCGACAUCGGCGGUGGUUAAUAGUGCAAAUUGCAGCGGCGAUCUGGAUCGUGCUUCAGCCGUGCCACAUAUGAAGUACCGCUACCAAUUAUCGCAAUUUCACACUCGAUGCUUCAAAAUGUGUGACAUUUCAAAAUCUUCGACAUAACCCUUUAUUUUUAGUUACUAGUCAGACCUAGCGGGCUUCACUCAUCUUCAGCGGUCUUCCGAUGUACAAAUAAAAACACAAUGAAACAAGUUACACUUUGUACGGUGUUAGUGUCUCUACUGAUAUACAGUUCGGAAGCUGAAGUGAAUAUACUAUCGCGUCCGUCGGUUUUUGUGGUUACCCCGUCGCCGCGGUCACAAUCAAACAAUGAAGCGCGUUCGGCUCCGUUUUACUACCACAAUUGGAUGAGAAGAAUAGAUUCGCCUCACAACGCUACCACGACCACAACGACGCCAAAGGUGAAGACCCCAGACUUAAUUUUCGCAGAAUUUGAAUCCGAUGAUGGGAACAACAUGCGAAAAUCUAUUCGAAAAUUAUUGGAACAGGAGAGAGUCGCUGCCAAGACAUCGACGACGUCGACUACCACAACCACGACCUCGCAGCCGAUAUACGUACCUGAAGAAAACGUUAAUGAUGUGGUAUAUUCAGUUCCAAAGAAGGAAAUAAGAGACGAUAACGACCAGAACAGUGAAGUGGAUAAAACAGACUAUUUCGCAUUGUAUAACAAUUUGUAUAAUUCUCCUGUGUAUUUACCCAAAACAAGCUCCACGACUUCUACGACCACUACGACAACGACAACUACGCCUGCACCAUCUAAUGUCGAAAAUAUUUGGCAUAUUAUUGAUAACGAAAGACACAAUCAGUAUGUUGAUAAAUGGGAAGAAGUGGCAAUUAAUUCAAACAAAGACGAAAAUGAUGCGACUGAAAAAUCUCAAGAAAACGUUUACACAACGACUGAAGACACUCAGGUUAAUGAAGACUUCGCCUUACCAGGAUUCGGCACGAAUCCUGGCAACGGAGCUGAAAAUGAAUCAAGAGCCAUUCGGACUGAACCUAACUUACGUUUUCCAUAUGUCAGCCUAAAACCAUUUCAAGUAAAAAACUCAAAGAAACCGAUGUACGAUGUAUAUUCCAACAGCAAAAAGACUAAUAUGUUUACGAAUUUAGACAACUUUAAGGAAAUGAAAAAUCCAGUGAGAGGGGAAGUUCAAGACACUGUACAUAUGCAACAACCAAUUGAUCGGUACAAUCCGGCACAACCUUAUUUACCAAGUGAAUAUGGAAGUAAAUCAAAGCAAUCGAGCCCUAAUUCAGCGCCACCCAAGGCGGUGGCAAGUUUGGUGCCUCCACCUCCUCCACCACCGAAAGCAACUGGAGAUGAUUUUCCAAUACCCACUAAUUACGAGUCUUUUCCACCGUAUCCUCCAUCAGGACCAUCGCCGGUCGCAGCACCAGCGCCACCACCACCUUCGCCAACACUAAGUCCUCCAGUGUCAAUGUAUCGACCUCCAGCUGAUACUUCAGAUGAUUCGGGACCGGACACGUCUGAUGACUCUAAUGAUUCUCCAAUGGACUUAGGUUAUAGAUAUAAGCCCCCUUCAUUAUCCUUCGUUCCUACUCUACCGCCUGUGAACAAACCUUUCUCUGGAUAUUCCUACGGCAAACCAGGAGGCGCUGCCGAUACACCACCAGCUAUGGCAGCUAUGGAUACUCAUGGAUAUACUUACAAGAAGCCUUCAAUGUCGUUUGACUCACCCCCGAGCAUGGAUUUGGGUGGUUAUAGUUAUAACAAACCUCAAAUGGAUUCACCGCCUGCUUCAGAUGACAAACCUGAUCUCCAUGGCUAUUACGAUAAGCCACCAGAAGACCACCACCAUCCAAGCUAUGAUCAUCAUGGUCCUCCAUCGUAUGGUCAUGACAGUGACUAUCCAGAAUUAAUAUUUAACAAACCCCACGGUGAUAUGGAUAGCGGUAAAGGUGGCAAUGAUAUGAAAGGAAAUGAUAUGUCUGUAAUGGCACCACCACCACCACCACCAUCUGAUGAAAAACCAGGAAUGGAUUCAGGACCUCCAAUGGAUGAUAGCGGUUUUCCUCAUGACUUCCCAAGCAGUUUUAAAUUCCAUCAUCAUGGUUUCGACGACGACCAUGAUUUUCAUCAUUAUCAUCAUCCCACAACAACAACUACUACAGAGACCCCUCGUGUUAACAGUUGGCGACCGAAUGACACAACAGCUUCAUUCUUCUCCAAACGAUCAGUAGACUCAUGGAAUCUUACAAACGAGAACUUACACGAAGUUACUGGGAGAGUGACGAAAGCUAUUGCUGAAGCUGCGGAAAAAUACAUGAAUGAAAAGGCGAAAACUGAAUAA
Messenger RNA from Ostrinia nubilalis (European corn borer), 3441 nucleotides. RefSeq lists its product as uncharacterized. The record is from RefSeq and is a predicted model, not a curated record. The transcript has 3 exons. NCBI's taxonomy places the organism in Eukaryota, Metazoa, Arthropoda, Insecta, Lepidoptera, Crambidae. The coding region runs from base 1312 to 3441 and encodes 709 amino acids.